GUAAUAGCUCUUACGAUAUGACGCAGCUACGUCAGCAAAUGUGACAGGAAGUGCAAACCGUCAGCUGAGCGAGUGACAACAACGUCUCGGGCAUCGAUAUUGAAAAGAUGGCUUACCCUACAUCCCACAACCCAUUUGCUGAUGACGAUGAGGAAGAUUUUAAGCCCAAAAGGAGUGGCUUUGAAGAUGAAAGCGACAGUGGGAUGACAGAUGCAGAGAGGAGGCAGAAGUACCUUCAGCAGGAAGUGAUGCGCACUGCACACUCUGCUGUGGACAGCUCUUACCGUUCGCUGAGCCUCAUCUAUGAAUCUGAGAAGAUCGGUGUGGAAACUGCAGAGGAGUUGGUGCGACAGGGUGAGGUCUUGAAGCGGACGGAUAAGAUGUUAGACAACAUGGACGAAGACCUGAAAACCAGUCAGAGGCAUAUCAACAGUAUCAAGAGUGUGUGGGGAGGACUUGUCAACUACUUUAAGGGCAAACCAGAAACAAAGCCUACACCUGAAGAGCCAAAGGAGUAUCAGGCUAAUGAAAGACUACAGACUGCCAUGUCCGGUAGCAGAGGACAUGAGGAUAAGUACCAGGCCAGCCAUCCCAAUCUAAGAAAGUUGGAUACAGGAGGUUUUGGAGCUGCUGCAUCGAUGGAUGACGGCUCCUCCAGACAGAACGGAUACCCUCAGAACAGAUACCUGAGGGAUGCUCACCAGACACUUGACAGCAAUUUAGAUGAGAUGUCCAGUGGUUUGGCAAGACUGAAGAACCUCGGACUCGGUCUUCAGGGGGAGAUUGAAGACCAGGACGACUCCAUCGGAUCCCUGCUUAACAAAGUGGAUAAAAUGGAUGCCAAGAUCAUCAACACUAACCAGCAGCUUAAAAACCUUAAAUAGGACUCAUUAAUUCAACAUUAGAUACAAACUGGCAGUGGGUCGCCCUCACUAGUGACUCAUCCUCCUGGUCUUUGUCCAAUAAAGAAUAGACUGUUUCAUUUUUGUCUUAUUUUUAGUUUAUCUUCCACUAGAAAAUAACUGUGAUUUCCUGUUUCUUUGUCAGGAAUUGAACUGUGCUUUUCACAUAUGCUCUGUUUUUUUUCCUUGUCAACUCUCACUGCAUUUCUGUCUUAAUGUUUCAUGAAGUGUUUUUAAUUCUUUUUGCCCAGUCACCAAAGAUGUGCAUUGGAAUGUUUCCUAAUUUGCAUUUCAAACAAACUGAUUUGAAAGAUGGAGAUAAUUUUAACAUGUAAGUUCUUAAAAUGUGUUCUUUAUCUCUUUUUAUGUGUUUUAUGUAUUUUUUUUAGCUAGCUUAAAUGUGUAAACAAAACACAAGCAAGCAGAACGUUUAGCUGAAGUCACAUUUGCCUUACAUGUGAGGAUUAUGUCUCCACCGGUGCUUCUUCCCACAAAAUAGUUUGCUUUGAAUUUUUUUCUUAUUUGAUUUACACUGAUUCAGUCCUGCAGAAUUAUUGUAAAGCAUAAAUAAAAUCAAAAAGCUAU
Messenger RNA from Poecilia latipinna (sailfin molly), 1487 nucleotides. RefSeq names its product synaptosome associated protein 29 (gene snap29). Gene Ontology annotation, biological process: synaptic vesicle fusion to presynaptic active zone membrane; exocytosis; synaptic vesicle priming. The coding region runs from base 108 to 884 and encodes 258 amino acids. The transcript is spliced from 6 exons. Gene Ontology annotation, molecular function: syntaxin binding; SNAP receptor activity. The record is from RefSeq and is a predicted model, not a curated record. Lineage: Eukaryota; Metazoa; Chordata; Actinopteri; Cyprinodontiformes; Poeciliidae. Gene Ontology annotation, cellular component: SNARE complex; plasma membrane.